Molecule: messenger RNA, 130 nt
Organism: Funneliformis mosseae
Lineage: Eukaryota; Fungi; Glomeromycota; Glomeromycetes; Glomerales; Glomeraceae
Source: the annotation of a GenBank genome assembly
AAAAUUGUUUCUCAUAUUGGUAGAAAAACUAUAAUACAGGCUUUGAAAAGUUUUGGUGAAUCUAUUUUUAAUAUUCAAAAACAAUUACAUCAUAAAAGUGAUAAAAGUUUGCGUUCAUAUUUAUCAACAG